AUGUCGAUAUUUGGGUGGUGUAGCCAGCGCGCUGGCGGUCUGGCCAUGAUGGCCACCGUUGCGCUCUCCUACUGGGUGAUUUCGAGCGAACUCGAGGCUCAACGACAUGGCUACAAGUAUCAGUCAAACGACAGUCUUAGCGCACCCAAUUACGACCCGCAAAACGGUGCCAUUUGGGUCAACAUCUUCUCCUACUACUGCCUGCUCAUCCACUUCCUUGUCUUCUGCUUCCCCUUGCGCUCCUGCUACGCCGUCUUCACCAUUGGCAGGCAGCUGCGCAAGUCGGCUCGUGCCAGGACCCUCAAAGACAUCAAGUUUGGACACCGCCGCCGCAGCUCUUCGACCUCCCUUUCCAGCUCCGAGACCUUGACCUCGUCGCGCGACCUGGGCUCCUCCUCGAGCAGCGAAGUUGAGGAUGUCGAUACGGAUUGCUACAUUGACGCCGACAUUGCCCCCGACCGCGUCAUCCAUGCCAUUGUCAUUCCCAACUACAAGGAGGAAAAUGACACGCUCAGGGAGACUCUCGAGGUCUUGGCCUCUCACCCUCAGGCCCGCAACACCUACGAUGUAAGUUGGCGCGCUCUACACUUCAGCCGCCGGAUGACACACCCCCUCAUCAACCGCUGUCAACAAAUGCUUGUCUAUCUUGCUAUGGAGCAGCGGGAACACAAUGCCGAGACCAAGGCUUCCCGGUUCGUCAAUGAGUUCUCCAAGAAGUUCCGCUCCAUCAACUACACGCUUCACCCGUCUGAUAUCCCCGGCGAGCUUGCUGGCAAGGGCAGCAACAUGGCUUGGGCCGCCCGGAAGCUCAGCGAAAGAUACUCUCUGGGCCAGCGAAAGGAUGUGAUUGUGACCGGAAUUGAUGCUGAUAGCCAUCUCUCGACCAAUUACUUUGGCCUGGUCACCACCAUGCACAUGACUUACACCGAGACUGCCACUACCACCCUCUACUCAGCUCCUAUCAUCUUUGACCGCAAUGCUCACAACGUCCCGGCUAUUGUCCGUGUCGCCGAUGUACUGUGGUCUGCUGCCGGCAUGUCCGGAUUGUACAAGGGUUCGACCGUUGCCCCUCCUACUUCGGUCUACUCGGUGCCGCUCGAAUUGGUUGACCGUGUCGGCGGUUGGGAUUGCGAUGCCGAAGCGAUUGGCGAGGAUUUGCACAUGUACCUCAAGUGCUUCUUUGCGCUCAAUGGUAACUUGACCGUUCGGACCGUCAUGAGCCCUGUCAGCCAGACCAAUGUUACUGGCGGCGGUCAUGGCAAGGGAAUCCCCGGUUUGAUCGCCGACGUGCAGGCUCGGUACAAGCAAGCUCUCAGGCACAUGUGGGGUGCUUUGGAUACUGGGUAUGCUCUCAGGAAGGUUGUCGAGGUCUGGAGAGAGAGGAAGCACACCUCCAGAGCGUUCCGCCCUCUUCAUACCGCUCUGAACGACGCCUCGGAUGGCUAUGUUCCCGAAUCGCAAGUCUCGACAGCUGACCCCGAAGCUGCUCCCGAAAGCGGCAUCUUCUCGGACGUCACCACCGACACUCUGAAGGGCGUCAACUACGAGCGCAUGAUUGUUCUGUUUCACCGUCUUUUCGAGGCGCAUUUUCUGCCUGUCCAGAUGACAAUCCUGGUUGUCGCAUCGACUCUCUACGCCUGGGUUACUGACGGGGCUCCUGAUGUUCACGGCGUCAACUGGAUGUUCAGCAUCUGCAACAUUCUGCGCACAGUUGGUUUCAUGGAAGUCGCCCUGUACCUCUUUCUCUACGAGAGCUUCCACAAGGUUUGCCUCGAGAUUCGCGAGAAGGAGAUGAGCGAUGCCGGUCUGACCAAGGGCAUGCACUUCUCCCGCAGAGAGGCCAAGACCAACUUUAUCGACUACAUCAUGGUACCCCUCGUCGCGCCAAUCUUUGGCUCGAUCCCUUGCGCCCAAGCGCAAAUAUACCACUUCUGGACAGUAGACUUGGUCUACACAGUCAGCAAGAAGGUCACUAGGAGGAGAGCCAAGUCGGUCAACUUGGAUUCGUUGGUAUAA
Podospora anserina S mat+ is the source of this 2016-nucleotide messenger RNA. RefSeq lists its product as uncharacterized. NCBI's taxonomy places the organism in Eukaryota, Fungi, Ascomycota, Sordariomycetes, Sordariales, Podosporaceae. The record is from RefSeq and is a predicted model, not a curated record. The coding region runs from base 1 to 2016 and encodes 671 amino acids. The transcript is spliced from 3 exons.